Molecule: messenger RNA, 1498 nt
Organism: Paraphaeosphaeria sporulosa
Lineage: Eukaryota; Fungi; Ascomycota; Dothideomycetes; Pleosporales; Didymosphaeriaceae
Product: NAD(P)-binding protein
Exons: 3
Coding region: 230-1288 (352 amino acids)
Cellular component (GO): mitochondrion
Molecular function (GO): oxidoreductase activity; zinc ion binding
Source: RefSeq, a predicted model, not a curated record
GCGUUCCAAAUCCAGGCAGUAGGUUUGUGCAAAAGCUGAAGCUCGAUUCAGCUCGCGCCACUGGCCAAUGGUUCAUCUUCGGGGGUUAGACCGGACAGACUCGUAUAACCAGAACCUCAGCUGACCGGAAUAUCCUGCAACCAUAUCCCGACCCUUUCUGCGUUCUUGAAAGAAAACCGGCGAUCCAGCUUUUUACGAAGCUUUGCAUGGUAAGUCAUUGCAAUUUGCAAUGGCUAAUCACAUGAUAGCAUGGACGCACUCUCGAAGAGGUCCUCCAGAUGAGGUCCUCACUCUCUCUACGCUGCCGGUACCAGCACUCGCCAGAUCGAACCAGGUCCGAGUCAAGAUCACGCACUGCGCUUUAAACCCCGGAGCGAGCAUCAUUAUGCAGCUUCUGCCAUUUAUUUUUCGCGUCUCAACUGCUAUUCCAGAGAUGGACUUCGCGGGCAUAGUAGAUGCUAUCGGGAUUGAAGUUCCGCCAGAACGAGAUCUUACUAUCGGCAGACGAGUUUUUGGCUCCAUCCCAGUCUCUCAACACGCGGGGACGCUAUCGGGUGCGUUAGGAGAAUAUGUGGUUGUCGAUCACCAAGCUGUUGUAACGAGCCCAGAGGGUCUUGAAAGUCAUGAGCUUGCCGGACUUCCAAUCGCAGGUUCUACAGCUAUAGAGCUGGUCCAGGCUGCAGAGCUGAAGCGUGGGGAUAGCGUGUUGGUGAAUGGCUCAGCAGGAGGCAUUGGUCAUUUGGCGCUGCAAAUGUGCCGUGAACAAGUCGGCGAAACGGGCAAAGUCGUAGCUAUCUGCUCGAAGGAAAACUUGGACUGGGUGAAGCGGCUCGGAGCGGACGAAGUCAUUGAUCGUACAGCCCAUUGUCCCUUGCACGAACACCUGAAAGUGAUGUUCGGGUCAUCUCGAUUCGAUGCGGUCAUCGAUGCGGCCGGUGUCCAGGAGCUCUUCAAUACUUGCCCCGAGAUACUGAAGGAAGGGAAACCGUAUGUCACCGUGGGCCCAAGGCCAGGAUCUUACACCAUCCUUGGAAUGCUUUCGAUGAUCAAGUCAAUGGCGGAGAAUCUCUUAUGGCCCAAGAUACUGGGCGGCGUGGCUCGGGACUACCGUCAGGUCACGGGGAUCGCUACACCCAAGGCAAUGGCAGACCUGGUAAAGAUGGUGCAGGCGGGGACCCUGAAAGUUCAUGUCGGUACACUUGUGAAGAUCGAACAAGCCAAGCAGGGCUAUGAUAAGUUAUUGAAAGGUUCAGUAUCAGGCAAAAUUGUGGUUGAGGUCAGUCAAUAGGAAGCUGGCAUAGACCACCGGUCUGUCAUGAGCUAGGCUCAUACGAAACCAAAUGAGAGAAUGUAUCUCGAAACAGGUAAUCGAUGAACAGUGGAUGGUAACACUUCCCUGGAGGCUAUUUAUAGCCAGAGAAGUUAACGCUAGCCAUAUAUAGCCUAGUGAAGGAUUCAGAAGUGCACCUGCACCAGUUUAGACCGGCCCAGUCUCGUC